Messenger RNA from Girardinichthys multiradiatus, 3196 nucleotides. RefSeq lists its product as uncharacterized. The coding region runs from base 630 to 1262 and encodes 210 amino acids. The record is from RefSeq and is a predicted model, not a curated record. Lineage: Eukaryota; Metazoa; Chordata; Actinopteri; Cyprinodontiformes; Goodeidae. The transcript has a single exon.
CUGAUCAUGUAUCAAGUUAUCAUCAAAUGUGAGAACAGUCAGAGUGAGGUCUUAGACUUAUUCUGGGGGGAUCUUAUUUAAGUGCAAGGGAAUGAGAAAGGUGAGUGGAAACACAGGCUUGCUCUGAUCUUGUCUGCUUCACUGGUAAUUUGUUUCUCUGUGCUGCUUUGCUUCUGACAUGGACUGGCUGCUUGAGUGAUGCAAUUAGAAACACCCCUGGACAAUGUUAACAAUGAAUGAAUGAAUUCUGUAACAGAAGUGAAAAAUAGAUUACUGGAAAGCAAUUGACCAAAAAUUUCAAAAGGUCCCAUUUAAUUCUUUGUCAUUUUCCUGGGGUGUAAAUGUUGUGUGUCAGAGUCAUUUCACUAAAUUCUGGUAAACCAUAAAUUGGUUAAAGAAGAAAUCUUCCUGCGGUUAACAGUGGACUGACUCUGUUUGCUUUUUGUGUGCUUGUCUCAGACUUGCUUGGCGCUUGUGCACAACCCGGCUCAGUCCUCGCUUCUCUCUUUGUCCCCCUUUCCUUGCUCUCUCUGCUGCUGUCAUCUGCUCUGUCCUCCUCCGCUCUCCACUCUUUCUCCCUCCCCCACUCGUCCGUUUCUGCUAUAUGAUUUGCAGGUAUUUUUCACCAUAUGGUUCCCUCAGCGUCCUCCCAUCAGUUUGGGGUGACGCUGUCCACCUCUGGAGGCCUCAGCUCCCUGCUCCGUCUCUCCUCCUCUUCCUCUGCCUCCUCACAAACCCAGCAACAUACCAUUGCUCCGCCUGCCCCCACACGCCUGACGUCUGUGUCCUCAUCUCUCCCCCUCGCACUGUCCCAGGUCCAGCAUAUCCGCACGCAGUCAGUCCUGCACAGCCCCUCUCCUCCCACUCUUUCCCUACCCCCUCCACCGCCCCUUCACAGCAUCCCUUCUUCCUCCUCAGCCUUCACACUCUCUGAUGUCUCAGUGUCUUCUAGAUCAGACUCCCUCCAUCCCUCACGGCUGCCCCAUACAUCUCUCCAUCACCAGAAAAUACAGUUAUCUCUCUCGCUUUCCAUCACCACCUCCUCCACCACUUCAACUUCUGUCUGUACCGCUGCUGCUGCUUCUCCCUCCCUCCCCUCUUCCUCUCUGUCCACCUCCUCCUCAUCUCGUCCAUUCGCUGUGCACUACUCUCCCCGGCUGACCCUUCCCCCACCGGCCAACAGUUCAGGAGGCUUGUGGAGGACUCAGGGCUUGCAUGGUCCCCACACCACCUCCCAGAUCCCCGGUGCCCGACCUAGGUAGUGUUUGGGCCGAGGGGCAGUGGGGAGGAGGGGAUGGAGAGGGGAAGGGCGGAGGGCAAUCAGAGGGUGGAUAGAGAAAGAUAGGGGGGGGGGGAGAGAGAGACAGGAUACCUGUUUUCCCUGUUUUUCUACAAGCUGUUGUUCUGAAUAAACAAGGUAAGAAGACUAACAAAUGUCUUGGGUAUAUUUUUGUUUUUACUUGCGUUACAUUGCAGAAGUAUUCAUACUCCUUGAAUUUUUCCACCUGUUGUCAGGUUAAAGCAACAAAAAUCAGUGUAUUUUAAUGUGAUGGACCAAAACAAACAGUUUCAAUGUUGAAUAAGUUUAUAUUUCAGAGCUCUUAUAUGCAGAGUGUCUCCCUUUUUUGUUGUGACCUUUGAGCCAGGUCAUUGCAAUAAGGGAGAAACAUCAUGUAUUGCAGAGACACGUUAGCUGGCACUCAGGGUUUAAAAAACUGAAGGUUUUAUUAGGUCCUCAGGUGUCCCACUUCAGUAAUUAGUGUUGCAUGAUGGUUAAUGCCCAAUCUAACCACAGGGAUCUUGCAGGGGUCGUAACAUAAUCUUCCCUUCAACUCUGACCACCUGUCCUGAAAAGUAACCCCACAGCAUGAUGCUGUCAGCACCAUGUUUCACCAUGGUGUAUUCAGGGUAGCGUUGGGCCAUAUGGAAAAUAAUUAAUAUCACAAUAUCAUUUGGAUUUAUCGCAUCGCAAAGCUGCAGUUUGGCUGCACAUUUUGAAAGGAAGUACAUUAGACUGGCGAACAUAUCUGCAAGAACAAUCCAUAACUCAUGAUCUAAGACAAGUAUAAAUCCCUCUGACCAAUAACCAAACCACACAAAUGCCGAACAGUGACAAGAUCCUCAAAUUAUCUGCCAAACACAGAGAAACACACCAAAAUGUUGACACUGCAUGAUAGCAUGCAGAGAACACAGAUUGCAGACUGCUGUAUAAUCUGACCAGAAGCUGUUAAAUUAUCCCUAUUUAUAGUAUUAUGUGUACACCGACACAGACAAGAAAACGGCAGCUCUAAGAUGAGAUCAAAAGCUGAAAACUGACCCAGCAAAAAGAAAAAACAAAUCACAACAUCUCACACAGAAUGAUAGUGCAGACACGAGCUGAGAACCAUGGCCUCUGAAAACAUGUAAUGUUUUGUUACAGAAAGCUUUCCUUUUUGGUUUGAACUGAACACUGAACAGUGGAAACGGGAACAUCUAGCAAUGAUUUGGCUUCAUGCAGCAGCAGUCAUAUUAAGACUGUUUCUAAUAGCCUCAGUGAUUGGCUAAUAAGCUCUAAUGCAGAGAUCAGAAUAAAAGCCGUUUUACGAGAGCACAUUACUUGCGACCAAAUUACUCACCCUUGGACGAAGGCAGUGGUUAUAAAGUUUAUCAUCCUUUCUUACUUUUUAUCAGUUUCCAUUAAACCCGAGCAGUUCUGAAAUCUGUUGUAAAGGAUUAUUUUGCGCUAUAAGUCCUGUUUGUUAAACGUCUCUUCCUUGUCAUCACUCCUUGAACUCCUCGAAUCUCUGCAGCUCCUCUUGAGCUACUGUGAGCAUCAUAGCUUCUUAUUGAAGCUGUCCUUUCAGUUUAGGUCGACGGUCAUCUCUAGGGAAGGUUUGUAGUUGUGUCUUACCCUUUGUGUUAUUAAAUGAUAAACAGGGUUCUGGAAGAUGCUGUUCAGUAUCCUAACCCAUCCCUGACACAAUUGCUGUGGUUGAUGGAUGUUAAUAAAAUGAUCAGGUUCCUUUCACUGCACAGUUACACACUGCUUUGUGUUGGUUUAUCACAUAAAAUUGCAUUAAAGCGUGUUUUUGUAAUGUGACAAAAUGUGAAAAAGCUCAAAGGGUGACUACCGUUCUAGAGCACCGUAUGCUGCUCUGUUGUUGCUGUGUGAAAUGUCUGCACUGAUUGAUCGACUGAAUCGUUUUCUGUCUGACUG